AUGAGGCCUCCCAAGCUUGUUGCGUUGCUCUCUCUGGUCGCUCCCUCCAGCUGCUGGCCCAAAAUCAAAGACCAAGUCAGCCUUCAAUGGUCGAUCUGCGAAGCGAAUCCUCACACGGUGUUGACGAAACUGGGCGCCGUGGGCCGCAACCCGGACAAACUGGACCCGAUCACCUACUAUGAUACUUCUCCCCCGGUGUACACACACCAGGGGCUCAUGUUUCGAACCAAAGUUCGCGGUGGUCGAGAGAUCUCUGUGGUGAAGAUUCAGCCGGCGGUACCGAAAUCUCAUAUGCGCCAUCACGCGAAGGUCUGCCGAUGGGAUCGGUAUGGUGAUGAGACAACCUUUGUGUGCAAGCGACAAGAUCCUCUUAAAAUAUCCCACCUCUGGACCACAAGGCAAAGGGAGUUGGCGGAGGAUUUCCAGAGCGACAUCACCUGGGAGAAACUCGUUGGCUACGGUCCGUACCCAAAUCCUAAGUGGAAGACGCUGCGAGUCGAGGGAUACAGGGCUGUCUUAGACGAUGUGGCCGUCCAGUCCCUGCAUCUGUUGGAGUUGGAAGUCAAGGUACAUCGCGCGGAGGAGGAUAGAGCCUACCAGGUCAUCACGGAGUAUCUCAGCGCGCAAGGGGUGGUGUUGUGUACCCGGCAGGAGCCCAAGACCAUGCGGUUGUUUCGUGCGAUGGGCUUUGUCACGACUCAGGACGAGUCUCAGGAUGUGUACACUCACGAUCUCUAG
Aspergillus tanneri is the source of this 738-nucleotide messenger RNA. RefSeq lists its product as uncharacterized. Lineage: Eukaryota; Fungi; Ascomycota; Eurotiomycetes; Eurotiales; Aspergillaceae. The transcript has a single exon. The record is from RefSeq and is a predicted model, not a curated record. Bases 1 to 738 code for a protein of 245 amino acids.